This is a messenger RNA of Labrus bergylta (ballan wrasse), 332 nucleotides long. The record is from RefSeq and is a predicted model, not a curated record. NCBI's taxonomy places the organism in Eukaryota, Metazoa, Chordata, Actinopteri, Labriformes, Labridae.
GUGUCCCAGGAGUGAAGCCUGAGCGGUAUGAGGAGGGUUUGAAAGUCAAGCACUGCGCCCUCUCCCUGGUGGGUGAGCCAAUCAUGUAUCCUGAAAUCAACACCUUCAUCCGCCUCCUCCACUCCCACAAUAUCUCCAGUUUCCUGGUCACCAACGCACAGUUCCCACAGGAAAUCAGGACUCUGGUGCCGGUCACUCAGCUGUAUGUCAGUGUGGAUGCGAGCACUAAAGACAGCCUGAAGAAGAUCGACCGUCCACUGUUCAAAGACUUCUGGCCUCGCUUCCUGGACAGCCUCCGGGCGCUGGGGGAGAAGGUAGGCAGAGCUGGUUUU